AUGAGUGUGGAGCCAUCUUCGUUUGUUUGAUGUUGGCGGUGGUCGUCGCGAAACGCCGCGACAUCGGUGCACCUCGCGUACGUUUCCCGACCGUUGUAGGAUUACCACGAGGGACAAGCGGCCCCGAGUUUUCGUCGUUCGAUGAUCGGCGGAAACGCUGAGGCGACACCGGAACACCGCAGCGUCCUACGCGACGCCGCGCGCGCGGCAUAACCUCCCGGCGCUUUGCUGGCUGCCCGUUUCCCAAACAUGGCCGACAUGACGGUCGCUCCGUCGGCGCCGAUGCCACCAACCGAGUCGUGAAAAAAAAAAGGAAAUAUCGUCGACGUCGCCGCUGCCUUUUCGUCGAGAGCGCACGGAAGCACUAGCCGGCACGUGACACGUCGUCGGAAUGGAGCCGUCGACCAACGGCUGCAAGGAUGGGCCCACACCGCUCCUGGUGCAGAACCACUCUGAAUCGGUGCAACAGGAAAAGAAGACUCCAGAAAAGCACUCUGCCAAGACGGCGGCAGCAGCUCCGCAGGACAUCUCUGCGGCCCCGGCCACCCCGACUGUCACUUCUCAACGGACGCGGCACUCCGUCACCAACAGCAAAUCACAAGCCAACAAGAGCGCACCGGUAGCGACGACUGCUGGCAACAAGACCUCCUCGGCGAAAGAGGAGGCGGCGCCUGUCAGCCGGCGAACGCCCCGCACUGGCGGUGCCGGCUCCACGCCAGGGCCUGGCCGUCCCCAGUCGAAGCCCCCCCAGAGGGAAGCCUCCAGGCGGCCCCCUCCAGCAGAGGCCCCUCCCGUCGCCCCCACGUCGUCGUCUGCUGCCGCCUCCUCUGCCACCCCCGAGAUGAGUCCCCGCCGUGCCCGCAAGCGGGAGUCCCCCCGCUCCCCGGUCGGUUCCGGAAGCGACUCCGGCCGUGCCAGCAAGCGCAUGCGCCUGCAGUACCAGCCAUUCCAGUCUCCGGGCACCCUCCCCGUGCUGGCCCUGCGCUCGAGGCCCUCGUCUGCCACCAGCACUCCGGAGGACAAGGUGGUGGUCUUCCACAAGGGGGAGUUCCUGGCGGUGCGCAACGAGACCGGAAGCUUCUAUGUGUGCCGCACAGCGCAGAAUGUGUACAAGAGCAGCAAGCGCUUCAAGAUACAGUGGCUGAACAAUGACAGCGAACUAGACAUCUACGCACCUGACUUCUACGACAACACUGACUUCGAGUGCGUCCUGACAAACCUGCGCAUGCGGCGGGUGGACCGCGGGCGCUACCUGCUGCCCGACGAGGAGCGCAAGCGUACGCUCAAUAUCCUCCAGCGGGCCCUCAACGUGGAGAACGGUAUGGAUAUUCCAGAUCCUCGGCAACUAACCAUGGACGGAGUGGACGUGUCCUUUGUGGGCAAGGAGGAAGAAGAGGAGUUGUCGGAGGCGUCACCCACGACCACCGAACGACGGGGGCGACGCCGGAGCAGCCAGAAGAUGGAGGAAGAUGAUGACGAAGAAGAGGACGAGGAGGACGAUUCGGACUCGGAUGCUGGGGGUCGUCCUUCGAAGGGCAAGGGGCGCCCCUCCACGUCCAAAGUCAAGCUCAAAGGAAAGAGAGGCCCCAAGCCGAGCCAAUCCAAGUGGGGCUCGCCAGCAUCCGAAAAACCCGAGCCCCUGCGCCCCAACCCCAAGGUUUCUCUCCUGGAGAAGGACCCCUUUUUUGAGACAAGCGGCGAGGUGGCCUCCGUGUCCACUCUCGCGGACAGUAAGCAGCUCAUCCGGGCGGUUCUGCUGGGGGACCACGGCUUGCUCAAGACUCUCCUGACCGACAAGGACCGCAUAUGCUCCGUGGGGCUUGUGCGUAGCGUGGAUGUGAAGCUGAGUGCCCUGGACUAUGCGGUGCUUCGUGAGGACCACCGUGCCAUGCAGCUGCUCCUCGAGGCACCCAUGGGAUCCCUGGCUCCACCUCCGACAAACAUGCUGCUUCACGAAGACAACUUGAGGUGGUACCCUUCUGCGCUGGGUCCGCUCCUGAAGCCGGAAGUUGCCCAGGGUGCCAAUGGAGCCCUGCUCUUGGACAGUGCCCAGUACAUGGAGUCCCCGAGCAUAGACAGGAAGCGUGCCGUGCUACUCGCCGUGCAACACGGCGUGUCCCAGGAAAUUGUCGAGCAUCUGCUCGAAGGACAGGAGGAGGAGCUGAGCGACCUGGUGGCAGAGGCCCUUCGCCAUGGGCACCCCAAGCUGGCUGCGGCACUCGCCAAGAGGGCGGAACGGUGCGGAAGCGCCACGGGUCUGCACCCGCUGCACCGUCAGGUUCUGCUGGACAACAGGGAACCCCUGCCUCCGUUCCGACCGGCUGGGGUGGUCCACAAGGCCCUCGGUGUCCACGAGGUCUCGCCAGUGCACUGUGCAGCGGUGAAUGCUGAGCACGGCUACCUGUCGGAGCUGCUCGGUGCACUGCCCUGUGUAGAGGUGCAGGACGCCCAGGGUUGGCGGCCACUCCACUAUGCGGCCGUGUCUCCCGGGACGGCAACGCUGGAGCUCCUGCUGGCCAGGGGUGCCUCCCUCCACCCGGUGGACUGCCUGGGGGACACCCCGCUGCACAAGGCUGCCAUGGCGGGCCGGGCUCGCAACCUCGAGGUCCUUCUCCGCUCCGCCGCAGGCUCGGAGAAGGGGGCCCCCCGCAGCGUGGAUCGCGCCAACAAGGAAGGCUGGACCGCUCUCCAUCUGGCUGCCAGGCACAACCAUCUGGAAGCUGCCCAGGUACUGGUGCGCUACAAGGCCGACGUGAACCGGGCUCCGAAUGCUCCGUGCCCCCGAACCACUCCGCUGAUGCUGGCCGCCCAGCAGGGCAGCUGCGACAUGGUCCAGCUCCUGGUCACCGCUGGAGCCUCUGUCGAAUUUCAGGACGAGCAGGGGCGGUCGGCACUGACCCACGCGGUGCUGAACGGGCAGACGCCGGCGUGCGCCCAGCUCCUCCGGCUGGGUUCAAACCCAAACCGAGCGGACAUGUGGGGCAACACCCCCGUGCAUUAUGCGGCCGCCUACGGCUGGCUGUCCUGCCUCAAGGUACUCCUGGAGGCCGGGGCCGCACCCCACAAGGCUAACGACGCCAAGGCGACCCCCGUGCUGGUGGCCUUCCUCAAGGGCCACAUGGGAGUGGUCGACUUCCUGCUGGACCAGUCCGGGGUGGACCUGAAGGUGGACGGGCAGGAGGGGGCCACGGGGCGCACCCUGGCCAUGCGGGCCAUGCGCACCCGCCUCACCAGCUCAGUCUACGCCCGGCUACAGUUCCUGCUCGAGCGCCAGAACUCGGACGCCACCCGGGUGGACGCAGAGGGAAACAAUGCGCUGCAUCACCUGGCCCUUGCAGACAGCGAGUUUAGAGAGAGACUGCAACAGCAGGAACAGGAUCUCUGCUCCGGCGGUGCUUCCGACACUGACGGUCUGGGUGUCAUCCUAGAAAAGGAGCGUGCGGAGCACGAGCGCUGCCUGGAACAGGUGGCGUCCCUCCUGCUGAGCAGCGGCUGCGACCCCGCGGCCCUCAACAAGGAGCAGCAGAGCCCGCUCUCGCUCGCCCUGCACAAGGGCAGUCUGGUGCUCGUCGAGCGUCUGCUGGAGUCCGGCUGCCAGCCCGACCCCAAGGCUCUGGCAGGAUCUCCCGGACUACUCCACCAGGUCGCCCUCCUCGCACAAGGCAGAGACGUGCUCCCCCUACUCAAAGCCCUGCUCAAGCAGCCGCCGUGCGCAGAGGGCCAAGAAUCGGAGGCCCGCUCGCCGCGGGAUGUGCUGCGCCAGGCGGCCAACGGGCACGACCGGGAGGGCCUGACACCCCUUUUGGUCACCCUGCGCGCUCUGGGGCGCCACAAAGAGGACCGUGGCGAGCCCCGGGCCCGCCUCCUCGCCCUCCUCCGCUUCCUGCUGGAGGAACUCGGCGCAGACGCGGCAGCGGCGGUGCGCGGCGGCCGGGGCCCCUCGGCGCUGCAUUUGGCGGCGCUGUGCCCCGGGGCAGAGGCCGUGGAGCUGCUGCUGCAGCACAAGCCGCUGCUGGAGCCUUUGGACCCGGACGGGCUGACGCCGCUGGCCAGGGCGCUGGCGCUCGGGAACUGUGCCGCUGCAAGGGCACUGGUGAGUGCCGGUGCCAGCGUCAAUGUGGACCUCCGCGAUGGGCCUCACCUUGUGAGCCUCCUGGUAUACGCUGCCAUGAACAAUCUUCCCGGGGAACUGAUUCAGCUUCUGCUGAAGCAUCGGGCAAUGCCCAAGUCAGUCCACCCUGCCACCGGCAACACUGCCCUCCACUACGUGGUGUGCCACAGAAAUAAUCCAGACCUUCUGGACACGGUGCGCGCCCUGCUAGACGCCGGCCUAGACCCCAACGGUGCCAAUGCCAAGGGCCGGACGCCGCUCCACCUGGCAGCCAACGCCAACACCGGUGCCGUCGACUCUUCGACGGCCCUGGAGGAACUCUUGCUCCAGAGGGCGGCCAGGGCGGACGUGCGAGAUGUGCGCGGAAGGGUGCCGCUGCACUACGCCUUCGUCAAGAUACGCAGGCACUGGGACGACUCCCCCUGCGACCCGGUGGAGCUUGCCACAGUUCUGCUGGCACACCAGCCCGCCCUGGCGGAGAUGCAGGACGAGUUUGGGCAGACUCCGCUGCACUGCGCCGCCACCAGGGGUGCCUCUGUCUGUGCUCUCACCCUCUGCCAGAAGAUGAAGUCAGUGGAGGUGAAGGACAAGAAUGGCAAUACUCCGUUGGGCCUGGCAGUCUUGCAUGGCCACGCUGGGUGCUGCGUGAUGCUCCUGCAAAAGGGAGCCAACUCAACCGCUGACCUGGUGCUGUUGCCCACGCCGCCCAAAGAUCCCGCGGCCUCCGACACCGCCUUCUGGCGUUGGCGCUACCUGCUUCCCAAGCCGGAGGUCACUCGACACGUUCCCAUACUACAGGAGGUGGUGAGGCGUUCCUGGCAAGGCAUACUGCACUUAAUGCUGGACCAACUGGAGAACUUUGGCAAGAACCUGACCUUAGCCGUCGAGGCUGCCUUGCGCACCCACUCGUAUGGCCUGGCCCUGAAGUUGAUUGGGAAGGUGAAGCACGGCUGGACCCUGUACAGCGACAAGCAGACGAUGCUGCACCUGCUGGCCAGGGAGGCCCCCAGGGACAACUUCCAGGAGCUGCAGAUCAGGGUGGCGCAAGCGCUGAUGGAUAAGGGCGUCCCGGUGAUGUCCCGAGACGAGCACGGCUGCUCGGUGCUCACGUACGCAGCCAUCAACUGGAACCACACGCUGUGCGAGUUCUUCUCGGACAAGAUCGGCACGGUGGCGGCUGCCUGUGCCGACCCCGACCGCUCCCUGCGCACCCCGUUCUCUGCCGUCUUCUGGAGGCUGCAGGAGGAGCGCCUUCCCGAACCCAUCCAGGCGUGGUGCCUGUCUCUGGUGCAGGCGGGGGCCACGGCGGACCUGCUGACCUGCUACCCGCUGCGCAACCUGGAGUUUCCAGGCACCCGCUGCCUCUCGGAGGAGGAGCGGCUGCACGUGGAGGGCCCCACGGCCGCCCGCCUGUCCCCGCUCAUCCUGGCCGUCUGCAAGCGCAACUACACCAUCGUCAAGAUGCUGCUCCGGGCCGGCGUCAACUCAAACUUCGCCGACGGCCAGCAGCGCACCGCCCUCAUGUACGCCGUCAAGCUGAACGACAUCAAGAUGGCGAAACUGCUGCUCAACGGGAGCUAUGACCCGGAGAAGGACACGGACCCGUACGGGGACGUGCGGCGCAGCAACUUCAAGAAGACCAGCGCAGUGGACCUGACCCACCAGGACAUCUAUGGCUGGACGGCGCUGCACCAUGUGGUGGCGCCACUGCCAGACUGCACCUACACCUGCCCCGCGAUGCUGCACCUGCUGGCGCACGUGGGGGCGCCCCUGGAUACCCCCGACCUCAACGGCGUCACCCCGCUGCAUCUGGCAGCCGCCAGGGGUGUGGCCAGCCUCACCCUCGCCCUCCAGGCCCUACUGAAGCUUCCCCACGACCAGCUGCCCAAGGUUGCCCUGCACAGCCUGCCCCUGGCCCAGGACUCCCUGGACCCUGCCCCUGGGGUGCCCAACUUCAGGGAAGACUGCAGUGCCUUCCUGGAGGCACAGGGUGCCCCGCCCCCGAGGGAGCCCCUGCUCGACCCGGACCCCUUCGCACAGAUGGAGGACAGCGAGGUGGUACUAGACAAGGCCCAGAACGUGCCGUACGACGUCCUGCUCACCACGGUGGACCUGGGCUACGGGCAGCACGGACUGUACAGUUUCUACAAAAUGCAGUUGCUUCAGAGGUCUGAGCUGGUGGUGCUUUUCUCCCGCUGGGGCCGCGUGGGUGACUCCGGCCAGUGGCGCAAGUCUGCCUACGCCUCCCUCACCGAGGCGGCGAGGGAGUUUGCUCGCCUCUUCCGGAUGAAGACCGGCAACUCCUGGGAAGACCUGCACAACUUCAAGGCCCAGCCACGGAAGUACCGCCCCGUUCAGCUGGAGAAGCGACGGAGUCCCCCACCGAGGGAGCUCCCCAUGAACCUGUCCGGCCCCUGCCCAUCCAGGCUGCCACCCCCCUUGCAGCGGCUGCUCCGAAACCUGGCGGAGCCCGAGCUACUGGCCCGCGCCCCGCUGUCCCUGGGUUCGGAGGGCCAGGUGGCCCUGGAGCUGCUGAGCCAGGAGUCCCUGAACACUGCCCUGGCCCUCCUGGAGGACAUCAGGCAGCUGGUCCAGGAGAAGGCCUCCAUCCAGGCCUCGGCCGAGCAGCACCAGCAGGAGAGCAAGCUGCCCGAGCUGAUGCUGCGCAUAGUAGAGAAGAGCGAGGAGUUGUACUGCCUGAUCCCCGUGCGGGGCCGGCGCUUUGAGCGGCUGGAGCCCCUGUUCGAGGAGCGAGGGGUCCAGCGCAUGGCGGCCCUGGUGCACAGCCUGGUCCACCUCCAGCUGGCCACCCAGCUUCUGCUCGGGGCACAACUCAAGGCCGCCGAGUUGCACCCGCUCGACUACGUGUAUCGCAGCCUGCGAUGCAAGGUGCAGUUGCUGCAGGAACACGUCGCCGAGGCUCAGACGGUGUUGCAGUACGUCCUCAACUCGGCCAAGACGCCGCCGCGGGUGGUGGGCGUGUACCGGGUGACCCGGGAGGGGGAGCCCCAGCGGCUGGCCUCGUGCGAGCUGAGCAACCACUGGCUGCUGUGGCACGCCACCAGGGCCUCCAACCUGCUGGGCAUCCUGGCCUCUGGCCUGGAGGUGCAGCCCCUGGCCCAGCACUGGAACGGGGACCCCAUGGCCAAGGGCAUUUGCUUGGCAGACCGUUUUGAACAGGGACGUAGCCUUUGCCAGGCCGAUUCCCAGGAGCACGGAUCCAAGUACAUGUUGCUCUGCGAGGUUGCCUUGGGCCGCACCCGUGACCUUGACCUGGGCCACACGGGCAACACUGAGCCGGGCUCCCCCGGGGGCUACGAGAGCACGAGGGCCCUGGGACGCUGGCAGCCGCACCCGCUCGGCACGGUCUCCUGGCACAGCUGCACGGUUCCCCUGGGCCGCAGCAACAAGGCGGAGCCCCUGCAGAGCCCCCUGAGCUACAACGAGUAUGUGGUGUACAAGCCGGCUCAGGUGUGCCUGCGCUACCUGGUGCAGUUUGAGGAGGACUGAUAGGACGAGGCCCCGCCGCCACACUCCGCUCGUUUUUAGAACUGGGGAACUUUUUCUCACCACGGGAGGGGAGGGGGGGGCCGAGCUAGGGCACGCAACAACAACUUUCGUCAUCGUCGUUCAUGGCCAUCGGUUCAAUGCACUGUGUGGAAGACCCUACACUUAUCUCUCCUUCAUGUACAGCCCAGAGCCCCACUGGCUUCGGCAAAGAAUAACGGCGGUCUCAGCCGCCGCCUCUCUGGUAUAUUCAAUAAAACGUGAAGCAUC
Messenger RNA from Ixodes scapularis (black-legged tick), 7888 nucleotides. Its product is annotated as poly [ADP-ribose] polymerase tankyrase. The transcript is spliced from 49 exons. NCBI's taxonomy places the organism in Eukaryota, Metazoa, Arthropoda, Arachnida, Ixodida, Ixodidae. The coding region runs from base 392 to 7621 and encodes 2409 amino acids. Gene Ontology annotation, cellular component: cytoplasm. Gene Ontology annotation, molecular function: protein binding; NAD+ poly-ADP-ribosyltransferase activity. The record is from RefSeq and is a predicted model, not a curated record.